CGUGGCAGCCGCCGGAGCCGCCGCCGCCGCGCAGCGAGGCCGGCCGCCGGGCACUUCCUGUGGAGGCCGCAGCGGGCGCCGACGGGCGAGGCCGAACCGCAGCAGCAGCCGCCGCCGCCGCCAUGGGGCAGAACGACCUGAUGGGCACGGCCGAGGACUUCGCCGACCAGUUCCUGCGUGUGACGAAGCAGUACCUGCCGCACGUGGCGCGGCUGUGCCUCAUCAGCACCUUCCUGGAGGACAGCAUCCGCAUGUGGUUCCAGUGGGGCGAGCAGCGCGACUACAUCGACAGCACGUGGGGCUGCGGCUACCUGCUGGCCUCGGCCUUUGUGUUCCUCAACCUGCUCGGACAGCUCACUGGCUGCAUCCUGGUGCUGAGCCGGAACUUCGUGCAGUACGCCUGCUUCGGGCUCUUCGGGAUCAUAGCCCUGCAGACCUUUGCCUACAGCAUCCUGUGGGACUUGAAGUUCUUGAUGAGGAACCUGGCCCUGGGGGGCGGCUUGUUGCUGCUGCUGGCAGAGUCCCGCUCGGAAGGCAAGAGCAUGUUUGCUGGCGUCCCCACCAUGCGUGAGAGCUCCCCGAAACAGUACAUGCAGCUGGGGGGCCGGGUCCUGCUGGUCCUCAUGUUCAUGACCCUGCUGCACUUCGACGCCAGCUUCUUCUCCAUUAUCCAGAACGUGGUGGGCACAGCGUUGAUGGUGCUCGUGGCCAUUGGCUUCAAGACCAAGCUGGCCGCUCUGACCCUGGUCGUCUGGCUCUUCGCCAUCAAUGUCUACUUCAACGCCUUCUGGACCAUCCCCGUCUACAAGCCGAUGCACGACUUCCUCAAGUACGACUUCUUCCAGACCAUGUCAGUGAUCGGGGGCCUGCUGCUGGUUGUGGCGCUGGGCCCCGGCGGCGUCUCCAUGGACGAGAAGAAGAAGGAGUGGUAACCGCACGCCGUGAGGACUGCUCACCGGUGGAGCCGGCCUGGCGCUCACUGUCCCUCCCCGCCCCUGGUAAAGGCACAGAUGUUUUGAGAACUUUAUUUGCAGACACCUAGAAAUUGCUGGCUACCCAUGGGCUGACUGCUGUGUGCCCGCAGGCCGGUGGCUUCGGAGGGUGGCCCAGCUGCUGGGCCCGACUGGUUUCUCUUCUUGCGGGGUUGAGUUGUACUGUGAGCUGACAAAAUUGUUCAUUUAAA
This is a messenger RNA of Ochotona curzoniae (black-lipped pika), 1183 nucleotides long. RefSeq names its product surfeit 4 (gene SURF4). The transcript is spliced from 6 exons. NCBI's taxonomy places the organism in Eukaryota, Metazoa, Chordata, Mammalia, Lagomorpha, Ochotonidae. Bases 123 to 932 code for a protein of 269 amino acids. The record is from RefSeq and is a predicted model, not a curated record. Gene Ontology annotation, biological process: Golgi organization. Gene Ontology annotation, cellular component: endoplasmic reticulum; membrane; endoplasmic reticulum-Golgi intermediate compartment.